Amoebophrya sp. A120 is the source of this 4263-nucleotide messenger RNA. The record is from the annotation of a GenBank genome assembly. Lineage: Eukaryota; Dinophyceae; Syndiniales; Amoebophryaceae.
CAGAAAAUAGGUGCGUGAGCGUAUUCCCACCCACUGCCGACGUUGACAACCUUUCCUGACGAGUUUCAGUUCGUUAGACACUUAGACUCAAACAAUAAGCUUCUGCUGAUUCUACUGUGCGAGAAGGUCGAUAAUAAGGAAGAGUGUCUCUACUAGUUCGCCCUCGCCGCUGUACCCCCUGAAACUGGAACUGGUGCAGUUUGUUUCAAAAAUUCGCUUAGCCUGCGUGACUGCGGUUCCCAUCGCGAAGUCAAGAAGUGUAACGGGAGCCGCGCUAAGGAAGUCUUCCGCACAUCGGCACAGUCGCAGGAGUAGCUGCAAAAAUUUUGGUGACCGAAAUGUCGGGAAGAACAGGGACGGAGCUGUACCGAUGUUUAGCUGCAGUGUGUAGCGUGAGUGCCACAACUUGUAGCUGGUUUGCAUUGAGUUUUUUGAUGACACAUGCAGAGAAAAUCAAAAUGAGAAUCAGACUUGGCAACGUACAAUAAAACAGUUCACCCCAACACUCUAGGUCCAGCAGCGAGGCAGACGAAGAUGAAUGCGAGUCCGAGUCCGUGGAGCAGUUGGAGAUGCCUGAGGCCUUGCGGCAAGUUCCAGAGAAAGCAGUGCUCGUCACGGAGAGCAAUUUCGCAUACGUGCAGCAGUUGAUGCGACGGGAGGAUGGGUUUGAUUUUCAAGCGCUGUACGACAUGUCCGAGAAGCAGUUACCGCUGUUCAACGCGAAGACAUUUGUGAGCGCCUUGAAGGCCGAGCGAAUUCCGGCAGUGGCAAGUGCGUCUUCUGAGAAGGCUUCUUCGAGCAAGAAGCUUUCUGUGCAGGCUUGUGCGACCGGGACCGGUUUGAAAUUAGGAGAUGCGAUGGAGAUAGAACAAGACAAUAUUUGCCGAAAAAAUGAUCUCCAAAUGCCUUUGAACACAGCAACAGGAACUUCCUCUACUUCUAGGAACAGGAGGCACGGAGGUACAUCUGGAGACGAGGAGGACAAAGUGCAGCAGGUUACCACCACAGACGACAACAAGAAGGCUGAAUCAAAAGAGUCCAAUACCGACGACGGAUUGUCUGCCGCGGAAAGAGCUACGCUUGAGCACCUGCUCAGUCCGGUCAUUUAUUGCACUUGCGCGGAUGAUGUUUUGGUUCGUUUUCACGAGUUGCACGAAUUGAGGGAAGAAGUCAACAGAUGGGAGAAGGAGCUGCAGGAGACGGAAGAUGAAUCCAUGUCUUUUAACCUAGAAAUGGUAGAGCCCAUCAGCAGAACACUCCAGUUUUUCAGGCGUGACCGAUUGCAGCACAAGUAUUCGGGAGGAAUUUUUGAAUAUACCGGCGCGAUCCAGCGGUUGGCGCAAGAGGUUGAGUAUUUGACAAAGCACGUAGAGGAUGCCUACCGGCGAUACCUGCUACGAUCCUUCCCUGCAAGGAAGCAGCAAGCUCCCUUCGUGCAAGCCGAGGUAGUGACGAUGAACGGCGACCGUGUCUGGCAGUUGAAGGAAGGGGCGUGCUUAGACUUCUGCGCCAGUCUGGACGUGAACAGGUUGAAGAAUCAGGUCGGCGAAGAUUUUGCGCAAGUUCUGCUGGAAAAAUCGUCCAGAGAAGAGCUUAGCGAGAGGCCGUACGAUUGUGUCGCGUUCAACCUGCACGUGCAUCUCCAGCAUUGGACCAGACGUUUUACAGAGGCGAGACUGCGAUCGAUUUUCCUCAAGAUGUGUGGUAAUUUUGUCGACAAAUUUGGCGAUACCCUUUCGCUCGCUGCUGUUUUGAUAGACAGCGAACGGGACCGGUGCGGCUCCUGCGUGGACAUUCCCGGCGAGGCCAUUCGGGCUUUCUUUUCCGGAAUUUUGGACGACGUAGACGUGAAAUUUCCGGCGGCAGGGGGCGCCCAGUUGAGCGAGUUUCUCAGUCCAACAGAGGAAUUAUCAUACGGCAGCUUGCCUCAGGACGCGUGUGCACAGGACAUCGGCGAGCGCGGGGGUGGCACAGUGGCGGCGGCUUUGCUGACCUCCGGGUUGCUUCGGCUGUGGCUGGUCGAUCUGGACACAUUGCGCAGCGCCUGGGUUCCGCGCAUGCUGGCGCGCACUGAGGACAUUGAGGAAAAAGAUGCGCGGGACCUCGAUCGUCGAUGUGCGAGCGCGUCAGAGCGACAACUUGCACGACUGCACGGAGAAAAGAUAAAAACGCUGGACCCAGAGGCUCCUGAGUGGCGAACCGGGAAACUGCCACCCCUUCGUACUGGAGACAUCUUUGAGGUGGGCGGGAUCCGUGGAGCUUUUGGUUGGCGGGUGAUCCCUUGGGGCGAGAAUAAUAGGGCGAUUUUGCUGAAUUUGUCGUGGAACCUGAAGGCCGGAUCCUUGCUGGUCGAAGGUGGCCGCUGCGUCCCUCCAAGUCAACAUCCAGCAUUGCGGAUCUACGCAUGCGUGGUGUUGCCAAACAAUGGUAAUUUCGGCGCGAGCACGAGUUCUUCCAGUACUGGCAGGAAAGGCGUGGCUCAGGCCCGAAGGGACUCCAUCGUCGGAUACCUUCUCCUUCCUGCAGCAGCAAUCCAGCGACACCCUGAUGCGGAGCUGACUCUGGAAGAGUACAAGUCCUUCUUUUUCGACGAAGACGGUGGAAUGGACGUCUACGAUUUAGGGCACAAAGGCGUUGUCACCUUUGCCCCGGACGAUAGUCCGCUCGGAAUGUGGAUUGAUCCUGCUGAGAAGAUGUCUGGUUUAGAUCUUUUAGCCCUACGCGAAAGUCGUGUAAUGUGGACUGACGGCGUUCAGAAGUCCAGCAUUGCGAUGAGCAGUCGUCACACCAAGUGGUAUUCUCGAUGUUUCUCAGUUCUUGUGUAAGAUCCAUAUUUUCUAUCUUCAAUCGUCCUGGCCUGGAAUGAUGAGUGCACUUUUCGAUUGCGAAAAAUCAUGGAAUUAUAUCUUCUAACACAGGCUCUCGGAGAUGAUAGAUCAGCGAGAGGCGUUUGCGAUGAAGAGUAUCAGCUGGCUAAACAGCACGUACCCAGAGCUGAAUCGUGACUUUGGCCUUCUCCGCCAACUGACACGGGGUUGCGAGUACUCACUACUUUCAUGUGCCAAAAAGGCCAUCGGUGACUUGUUACAAAAGAGCUACGUUCGAUACACUGCCCGAAAAGCCAAAAAAGCCGGGCGUUCACCUAUGUUCAACCGUCGACCAACUUUGCUCACGGGAGAAGGGACAGAGUCCGGCACAGAUAGUGAGGAAAGCGAGGUGGGCUUUGACGAGGACCAGGCCGAGGCGGCGGACGAAGUGGAGGAAGUGGGGCCCACCACCGGGAAAGAAGAUGAGGAGGAACAAUCGGCGGGAGCUGCUAAUGGUCGAGAAGAGGACGCUGACUCGGACAAAAAUCCAUGGGGCGAGCACCAAGGACGGUGGAAUCCAAGGACGGUGGACAUCAUCAGCCGCGUCUCGCAAAAAUGGCGCUUUUGUCCAGUAGAGUUGAUUCCCGGCCUGGAGACCGAUUUGACAACUUACACGAACGUUAUGGAGUACGUGGAAAAGAUGAAGGAGAAGAAACGAGAAAGUUCGCCGGCCGUCUCGCACUGUGAAGGUAUGGACGCUCGGGAAAGAGAUGCAGAGCGGUCGGAGAAAAUCCACGUACAGUUUUCUCUUGUCAUCGCUGCGGAAGACGAAAAGGACGUGCCGAAGUAUCCGGCUGCGGAGUUUUGCCUCGGCGGUAUGCCGGAUUAUCCUUCUUCCCUACAAAGAGGUCGCCUCUCGUAUCCGAAUUUCCUCAACGAUGACGAUCUUAACGAGAUCGAAUUUGGAUGAAUUGUAUUAUGUUCAUUUUUGAACAAGACUGAUUCUCAGUCUGACUGAGACUGACACUGUCAUCGUUUUUUUUUCCUGUGUCAUUGAUUGACUCAGGCACUGAGGAGGAUAAAGUAAUGAUGCGCGUCAUUUAGAAUGAAUGAUUUUCGAUGUCAUGGAGAAGGUGUACAGAGCGUGGUGGCAUUAUGCGGAUGUCAAUGCUUUUGCUUGUGUUGUUUCUCACUUACUAGAGUUUCUCAUCCAUAUGACCGAGAUGGAGAUGGUCCCAUUGGGAUACUGGAUAGAUGUCGCUUUCGAGUUCCGUUUAAACUACAGAAACUCGCUUGUUGCGAAAUAGUCGUUGCAAGUACCGCAAAGGGCGCUCGCACUUCUGGUAAAAUCGCAGAAAGUGGUAGCGGGUGCAAAGAACAGAUAUUGUGAGUCUGAGAAUUUUGGGACAAAUAUCGCUGGUGUAACAGCUGUUUAGGUUUUACUUUCAUGGUCGAC